Molecule: messenger RNA, 1683 nt
Organism: Clonostachys byssicola
Lineage: Eukaryota; Fungi; Ascomycota; Sordariomycetes; Hypocreales; Bionectriaceae
Source: the annotation of a GenBank genome assembly
AUGGCUAUCACAUACACUACAUUAAACAGCGAUGUGUCGGAGAUCAGACUUCUAAGAAUUGAACCUGGCGAGCAGGGCGAUAGCCUCAUCUGCUCAGUUUCUGUAGUGUCGCUCGACAACAAGCCAAAAUAUGAGGCUCUCUCCUACGUGUGGGGGGAUGCCUCCCUCACAGUCGAUAUUACUGUGGAUGGAAACCUCCAUCCAGUUACCAGAAAUCUGAACUCUGCCCUACAAUCACUCAGAUCACCACUCAGCCCCCGAGUCAUUUGGGCCGACGCUAUUUGCAUCAAUCAAGUUGACAUUCUUGAGAAAAACAGCCAAAUUCCGCUGAUGGGCCGGAUCUAUACUGAAGCAGCUGAGGUCAUUGGAUGCCCGGGCAUUGAUGGAACGCCAGAGCUUGAAUUCUUUGCUGAAUGGGCAGAGGUUUAUAAUUCUAACACUCCCAAAUGCUUUUCGCUUAAAUGGGCUAUGAAGCACGGCUUAUCAUGGCUCACACCGAGGAGAUAUAUGAAGUACCAGUUAUUCAACCUUCGGCUUCUGAAAGCAGAAUACGCGUUCUGGUGGACUGAGUACUUCCAGCGCAUGUGGACAGUCCAAGAGCUGGCACUAGCUAAAAACCCACCAGUAUUUGUCAUUGGUCAGAAAUCAUUUCGCUUCAGGACAUCGAAAUGGAUUGGACAGUAUUCGAGACCUCAGAAAUACCGACCUAUUGUUUCAGGAGCCGGGAUAUACAAGUUUUUCAACAGCGAAUUGCGUAACAAGUUGGAAGAAGAGCUUCUUGAAUUUUCGAACACUUAUGACCCUGCAAGCAACUCAGCGCGUCUUGUGGCGGCUCGUUAUGGUUUCCAAAACCCGGGCCUUGGCCUCCCUACUUUAUUACAAAGCACUAGUCAUCGGAAGUGCUUCAACCCUCGUGACAGAAUCUUUGCUUUGUAUUCCCUUGCUCCUGGAUUAGAAGCAGCUUAUCCGGCUGAUUACAGAAAACCUCCAGAGCAGGUAUUGAUGGAUACAAUAUGCUAUCUUCUCGAGCAUUAUCCCGAGCAUUUGGAAUUUCUAGUCCUUAGCUGGCCACUUCGAAACACGAGGCUGGAGGAUAGCGAUAGCUAUCCAUCCUGGCUUCCUGAUCUCACUCGCCAUCAGCCAGCUGGGUUUUACCCAUGGGGUUACACACGUGCCCAAGAAACUAGAGUGCCGCCAUCAAUAGACGGCUACAAAAAUCAGACUGUCGAGGUAUCAGGCAUCCAUAAACAGCUGAACUAUGCUUGUUUGGGCCACGAUUUCGUUGGUUCUAUCUUUGAUCCAUACGAACUGUAUAAUGAACUUUCUGAAGAAGACCCAACUGCUGAUGUACAGCACGAGGAUGUGUGGAGUGUACUCGACACUUUCCCAUUAUACAAAAAUAAAUCUGCUUCUCUUACAAAUAAGAAAGCUUUCAUGGCCUCAUCUGGCCUCUUUGGCAUAUGUUCCGAAGAAAUGCAAGACGGCGAUCAUUUAAUGGUGUCGCCAUGGCUUCCUAUACCCGCAUUGACCCGGAAGCGAGACGACUUUCGUGAUGAGAACGGCCGGAAAUUUGCCAAACUUGUCGACUUUACUUGCACAUCUAGGCUGUCUCAGGAUGAUCCUCAAGAGGAGAUUUUGAGAUUGGUAAAGCAAAAGAAGCUCAAGCGUAUUCGCAUUGGAUAA